This is a messenger RNA of Gekko japonicus, 1019 nucleotides long. RefSeq lists its product as uncharacterized. The transcript is spliced from 5 exons. The coding region runs from base 1 to 987 and encodes 328 amino acids. The record is from RefSeq and is a predicted model, not a curated record. Lineage: Eukaryota; Metazoa; Chordata; Lepidosauria; Squamata; Gekkonidae.
AUGGCGGGCACGUUCACCGCCUUCCCCUUCGGCUGGGAGGCGGACUCCGGACUGCUGGUGCCCAGCCGGGGGCGCAGGCAAGACUGGAGGCUGACCAGCAGCGGAGUGGGGCUGGAUUACGGCUUCCCGUUGCCCUUCCCGCCCCCUUUUGCAAGAUCUACGAUCCACGAGCCGCUGCCCCCGGCCUCGGAGAAAGUAUGGCGAGACGAAGUCAUUCCACGGCUGACGACCACGAAGCAACUCGCCCACGGCCCAAAGACCCACGGGGGGCCUCUGGCUCAGCCACGCCACUCUGUGGCCGCCCUGCACUGGACCGUUCACUACAAUAAAGAUUUGAGAGAGAAGCUGAAGCAGAGGGCAUGGAGGUUCCCCCUGACCAUGGCUAACCAGCAGAGUGAGAUGAGAGAUCGCUACUCUGGCUGGCCCAAUCUGCCGCACGACCCCACCUUUCACGCCGGACCUCAACCGUUUGGGUUGGCUGCUCAUCAUACUGAGGGGGCAUCCAAGUCCAUCGUGCCCAGCACCAGGAAUGAAGAGCUGGCGGGAAUUCCCUUCUACGUCCGUGACAAUGCUGUGCUGCGGCUCAACGACCCUUACGUGUCCAUCACCACCCAGGACUUCCGACCCUUCACUCAGAAGCAACUACAAGGUUACGCCCGAAAGGAUGAUUCGAAACAGGGCCGGGAUACUUAUCCUCUGAUCCGGGUGCCUGGGCCAAUGCGGGACGUCAGCCUGUUCCACCUCGGCACCCGGGUGCCUCGCCUGGCACCCAGCACAGCCCCCGUGCCACACCGGGGCCUACGCAGCCUGACACAGGAGUCCUACCAACUGCCCAAUGACCACCGGCGCACGUGGGACCGCUUCUGCCCAGUGGAGCGGCCACCGACGGUCUCCUACAAGGUGCCUGUGCUAGAGAUCAUGUGCGUACCAGGCAUGUAUGAGACGGAAUACAAGUGCUAUGGGAGCAGCAAACCCAUGCCUGUGUGAGACCUGGGCGCAGCAAUUCCACAGGCGUUUCA